Molecule: messenger RNA, 3279 nt
Organism: Closterium sp. NIES-65
Lineage: Eukaryota; Viridiplantae; Streptophyta; Zygnematophyceae; Desmidiales; Closteriaceae
Source: the annotation of a GenBank genome assembly
AUGACGUCCGUCCUCCCUGUACCCCUGCAGCGUCUGUGCCAGGCCAGCGCCCUAUCCACCCUGCACAACAUCCCUCUACCCGUAUCCUGUGGCACCUGCGCGUGUGCACACUCACUCUCCCCUUUCCGCAUUUUUCUCCCCGAAACCCUCUGCCUACCUACAGACGUCCGUGCUGCCGUUAGCUCUACUGCGCCUGUGCCAGGCCAGCGCCCUAUCCACCCUGCACAACACCCUCCCCACGCCCCAACCCCCUGCCCUACAGACGUCCGUGCUCCCUCUAGCCCUGCAACGGAGGCCAGCGCCCUAUCCAUCCUGCACAACAUCACCAUGGGUGUGCUGCAACAUCACCAUGGGUGUGCUGCAACAUCACCAUGGGUGUGCUGCAACAUCACCAUGGGUGUGCUGCAACAUCACCAUGGGUGUGCUGCAACAUCACCAUGGGUGUGCUGCAACAUCACCAUGGGUGUGCUGCAACAUCACCAUGGGUGUGCUGCAACAUCACCAUGGGUGUGCUGCAACAUCACUGUGGCACCUGCGCCCGCCCACCCUCCCUAUCCCGCCUUUCUCUCCCCUCAACCCCCCAUCUACCUACAGACGUCCGUGCUCCCCUUGGCUCUGCAGCGCCUGUGCCAAGCCAGCGCCCUAUCCACCCUGCACAACAUCACCACGUCCGUGCUGCCUCUAGCCCUGCAACGUCUGUGCCAGGCGAGCGCCCUAUCCACCCUCCACAACACCACAGUGGGUGUGCUGUGGCACCUGCGCCCGCACACACCCCCUCCUGCCUCUCGCGAAGCGGCCACAGCCACAGAAACCCCCCCGCCCUUGCCCUUCUCGGCGCUGCUGGUGCCGCCGCAGGGGGUGGCAGUGCGUGUGUCGCUGCCUGCAGGGGUGGUGGCAGAGGGGAAGCGAUUGCAGGUGCAGCAGGCAGAUAGGACGGAAGACUUUGGUAUUGCACCGGUGAAGCGCAAGUGUGGGGAGAGGGAGGAGGAGGAAUGGAGCCCUCUGAUGCUGCCCAUGGAGGUCUAUGUGCCCCGCUCUCUUGCCCGCGCCAUGCGUGAGUGGCUGUUGCAUAAGGAGGAGGAGGAGCAGGAGCAGGAGCAGGAGCAGGAGGAGAGGAUUAGUCUGAUGCUGCUCAUGGAGGUCUAUGCCCCCCGCUCUCUCGCCCUCGCCAUGCAUGAGUGGCUGUUGCAUAAGGAGGAGGAGGAGGAGGAGGAGGAGGAGGAGGAGGAGGAGGAGGAGGAGGAGGAGGAGGAGGAGGAGGAGGAGGAGGAGGAGGAGGAGGAGGAGGAGGAGGAGGAGGAGGAGCGGGAGGAGGAGGAGGAGGAGGAGGAGGAGGAGGAGGAGCAGGAGCAGGAGCAGGAGGAGUGGAGCCCUCUGAUGCUGCUCAUGGAGUCGACUCAAAAGCAGGAGGAGGCCUUUGAGUCGACUCAAAAGCAGGAGGAGGCCUUUGAGUCGACUCGAAAGCAGGACGAGUGGAGCCCUCUGAUGCUGCUCAUGGUGGUCUAUGCCCCCUGCUCUCUUGCCCGUGCCAUGGCAUGGCUGUACGACGAGACCAUGAGGUGCUAUCUGUCGCUGCACCCAUCAGCAGCAGUGCCCUCUGUGCGUUCCUCUCUCCUUCCUCUCCCCACCCUCUCUCCCUCCACGCAUCCACUGGCCCAUGCAUCCACUGGUCCAUGCCGGCUGUACGACGAGACCAUGAGGUGCUAUCAGGCGCUGCAGCCGUCAGCAGCGGUGCAAGCGAUGGUGGAUGGAGAGGAUGUGGGGCGAGUGAGGGGCACAACGGGAGUGCUGCUGGAGGACCCCAAGGUUUCAGGAGCCACUGCUGCUGCUGCAUCAUGUCCCAACGCCAAGCUCCUCCCCACGUGCCUCAUCCGCAAUCUCACCUCCCUCUUCCUCCGCCACCCCGCCCUCGACUUCACUCUCGCAGCCGCCUCCUCUCCCCUGCCCGCCCGCUCCGUCGCCUCCGCCUUCCACCCCAACCGCGCGCCCCUGCUGCCCCUCGCUGCUGCAUGGCGGGCGGAGCACUGUGGGGGCGGAGGGAGUGCGGACAUUGCCACAGCUUGCUACCAACGACUGCUAGCAGAGCUUUUUCUGCUUGCAGACGCCCCUUCCCUCAUCUUCACUCACAAGUCGCCCGCCUUCUCAUUCGUUGUGGCGCGCGGGUCAACACGGCAAUCCCGAGGGCUUGAGGGGGCGUUCAGAGUGGUGCAGCCGGCGCUGUGUGCUGCUGCGUGCCCCAAACCGCUGCUGGAGAAUAAAUUCGCCCAACACAUGAUCGUAGAUGAGUCCCUCAAGGUGCUCUACUGCGCGCUCCCCAAGGUGGGCAACACAAGCUGGAAGCUCUGGUUCCGCCUCAUGAAGCUUCGUGGAAACUACUCCGAGUUUCACUCUUUCAACAAGACCAGCUCUGACAACAACGCGGGUUCUUCUGCGAAUGGGACGGCCGCAGCAGAUGCUGGGGUUGGGGGAACAGCAGCAGCAGAAGGGACAGCAGCACCAGCAGCAGCAGCAGCAGCAGCAGCAGCAGCAGCGUCAGAGCCAGCAGCAAUAAACAUAACGACCGAGGAUUUCAAGAUGAUUCACCUGCGUGGGCUGAACGGACUGACGGAACUCCCAGAUUUCCACGAGGAAGCGGCCAUCCGUUUCAUCACGCGGCGGGACGUGUUCCGAUUCACGUUCGUGCGCAACCCUCUCACGCGCGCCACGUCAGCGUUCCUCGACAAGUUUGUGCACGCGCGAAAUUUCACGAAUGAGGGCGAUGCGCGGCUAUAUUGGGCGGACGCCAUGUUUGGGCAGACCAAGCUGCUCAAGAAGAUGUUAAAAGAGCACCCCACGGGUGAAUUCUCGUUUGCGGAGUAUCUGGUUCUUGUGGAGGAGGCUCUUAAGGGGGAUGCUGAUAAGAUCGAGAAUCACAUUGACAAGCAGAUCGACCUCUGUGCGUUGGAUCACGUGCAUUACGACUUUGUGGGUCGCUUCGAGAACAUGUCUGCUGACGUGGCAGCAGUGAUGCGUCAGCUCAACACGUCAGAUCUUGGGAUCUUCCAGAAGGGCAAGUCCCUCCAGCUCACAGGCGCGGACCAGCGUUCGGCACAGUUGUACGAUAAGGACUCAUUGGAGCGGGCGAAUCGGAUUUACAGCGACGACAUGAGCAUUCCCUUCAACGCCAUUCGCUACGACAUUCCUGAGGCCCUCAAGCAGGUGGCCGCUCGGGAAAACGACACGCGAACACCGGCAACUGCAACCUCUAGAAAACUCCGAAUUCUCGAGUCUCCGCGUUGA